CUGCAGCACGAGGAGCUGGCGGGACGUGAGGGAAUAGCAGCACCUGGGGAGUCGGCGGCAGAUGCAGCUGGGGCUGAGGCAGCGAAAACUGGUUUCGCGGCGGAGGCGGAUGCGCCGGAGCCUGGGGCGGCGACGCCGCUGGAGGAGUCUGACGUGGCUGCUGCGGCUGAGGUGACGGAGGCGGCACGGGAGAGGACACAAGCGGUGGAGACGGCGGGGGGAGUGUCUGUUGCCGAGACUGCUGCCGCCUCUGACGGCGGCUUAAUUUCACCCUCGGCGCUGAGCCCGACGGCGCCGCUGCUACCUGUGGGCGGGGGCCUGGCUGCGGAGGAGGUACAGACGGUGCCGCUGGCUGAAUCCCCGUCACCGCUCGGGACGGUCGAGAUUGCUGCGAUCGUGACUGGAGCGACGAGGCGACAGGGAGUACCCUCGAACGAAGAGACUGCGCCGACUGCCGCUGAGUCCGCCGGAACGUCUGCUGCUGGCGUGGCCGCAAACAGGCAGGGGCACGGCCGGGCGGGGAGCGAUAGACCGGGUCCCGGGACUGGCGCCGCUGCUUGCGCCGCUCGCGGGAAGACGGGGAAGAAGCUCCGCGUCCAGCCAGCGCCGAGACGGCCCGGAGUAGGGCUGGGACCUGGCGUCCCGGGACCCCUCCUGGGCUGGCUUCUGCAAGGGCAACCGCCACCAGCGCAAGGGCAUCCACCUCCAUCUGGAGAACGAGGCAUGGGAGAAAACGCAGCAGCGAAUCAGGAGGCGGCAGGCUCUGACGAUGCAAACGCGGGAGGAGAAUAUGAACCAUCCGAGGAACACGCCUCGGAAGAGUGUUCACUGGAAGAUGAGAUGGAUGAAAGGACCAGGGAGGCUCGAAGAAGGGAGGAUGCAGGAACGAGGACGGGGAGGAGAAACCAACCUGCGGUGCCAAUCGUGCCAGGCCCCACAGCUGGGGGAGUCCCUGAACCGAGUGCUCGCUCACCAUCCGACCUGGCAGAAGACGACGCCAUCUGGCAGCAAGCGGCCACGUGGGACCCAGCACAACUUCAACGUGGGGACCAACCCUUUCUGGUCCGCCGACUUCCACCUCAGGUGCUGGAUUCAUACACACUCUGCAUCCUGGCCCCACUUCUGUGA
Molecule: messenger RNA, 1128 nt
Organism: Closterium sp. Naga37s-1
Lineage: Eukaryota; Viridiplantae; Streptophyta; Zygnematophyceae; Desmidiales; Closteriaceae
Source: the annotation of a GenBank genome assembly